AUGCUCGCUGGUAAAGGUAACCUGCUGUCGCUGGGCUGGGUGCUGCUGGGAGGCUUCGUCCUCUACCGCCUCGCCCUCUACGUCCAGGCAGCGCUGGCUCGCCGUCGAGCUGCAAAGGAACAUGGCUGCAAGGCGCCGCCAGCCUAUCCCGACUUCGAUCCCAUCUUUGGCCUGGGGCUCGUCUUCGAGGCCGUCAAGAGCAGCAAGCACGACACCUUUCUCGAGGACAUCUGGAAGCGAUACCAGAAUAAUAACGACGUGCGAGCCGGAGAACGUCAAGACGGUGCUGGCGGUCAAGUUCGGCGACUACGAGCUCCCUCCCAGACGCAAGGCAAGCUUCCCGACUGGGAGCACUCCAGAUCGAUGCUGCGGCCCAACUUCUCCCGCUCCCAGAUCGCAGACCUGAACAUGUUCGAGCGCCACGUCCGCGAGCUCAUCGAGCUGAUACCCACGGACGGCUCGACGGUCGACCUCCAGAACCUCUUCUUCGGCAUGACCCUCGACUCAGCCACGGAGUUCCUCUUCGGUGAGUCUGCCAGCACCCUAUCUGGCCACCGCAGCACCGCUCCCAAGGGCGACAUCUUCGGCCAGUCCUUUGACUACUGCACCGGCUACAUCGGUCGCCGCGUCAGGGUCGGCCUGCCCACCGCCUUCGCGAGCGGGAAGUACAAGCAGGGCGUCAGAGACGUGCAUACUUUCGCAGACCAUUAUGUCAAGAAGGGUAUCGAGCGGUAUAACUCGCGUGAGAAGGGAGCGGACGGCACGGACGAGGCCGGACGGUACGUCUUUUUGGACGAACUGGUCAAGGAGACGCAGGAUCCGCUUGUUUUGAGAUCAGAGCUCAUGAACAUCCUGCUGGCCGGCCGUGAUACCACUGCCAGUCUGCUCACCCUCUUCUGGAACACCGUGUCGAAACGCCAGGAUGUCUGGGAGAAGCUGCAGGCCGAGAUCCAGACGCUCGAUGGCCGUAUCCCGUCUUUUGAGGAGAUCAAGGAACUAAAGUAUCUCCGCUACACCAUGAACGAGGGAGCAGUUCUCCGACUAUACCCUGUGGUCCCGGGUAACGCUCGCAGUGCCAUCCGUGAUACCAUCCUCCCUUGCGGCGGUGGACCAGACGGCCAGUCCCCCGUCUUCGUCCCCAAGGGAACUUCCGUCGUAUACAGUGCCUUCUCCAUGCAUCGUCGUACCGACAUCUACGGGCCCGAUGCUCUCGAGUUCAAACCUGAGCGGUGGGAGACCCUCAGACCUGGAUGGGGCUAUCUCCCAUUCAACGGUGGUCCCCGAAUCUGUCUUGGCCAACAAUUCGCACUUACGGAAGCAUCGUAUGCUACCGUCAGGCUUAUGCAGAGAUUCAGAACAAUCGAGUCUAGAGAUCCGCAUCCCUGGACGGAGCUGCUCACCGUCACUUGCUCGAGCAAGUACGGUGCAAAGGUGGCCUUGAGAUAG
Molecule: messenger RNA, 1446 nt
Organism: Microsporum canis CBS 113480
Lineage: Eukaryota; Fungi; Ascomycota; Eurotiomycetes; Onygenales; Arthrodermataceae
Product: n-alkane inducible cytochrome P-450
Exons: 5
Coding region: 1-1446 (481 amino acids)
Molecular function (GO): heme binding; oxidoreductase activity, acting on paired donors, with incorporation or reduction of molecular oxygen, reduced flavin or flavoprotein as one donor, and incorporation of one atom of oxygen; iron ion binding
Source: RefSeq, a predicted model, not a curated record